GUUCUUUGUUCCAGCCCUAGUUAUUGUCUUAUCAGUUCAGUUUUCGUUUUAUUUUUGUUCGCUGCAAACAUGGAUUAAAUUAGUAGAUUUUAUGUUUUUCUCGCACUCAUAGAAGUAGAUAAGGAUGCCGCCCACGGAGACACUGCGUCUCGGGGAGCGCGGGGGAGCCGCAGGAUCGGCGGCAGGCGGUCCCGAACAAACGUACAUCAUCAGGCAGAGCAACAAAUACUAUGAGCACCGUGAUUCCCAGGCCACGGCCAUGUCGGUGGACUACUCUGGGCAGUGGGUGCUCCUCGCGGGACGCGGUCACCUGGCCCUGCAGCGACUGGGGCAGGAUGACGGUUCCCUGAGGCGGCACGAACGGCAGUCCAAGUACGAGGUCUCCGUGGCGGAAUUUGCCAUAUGUCCGAGUCGCAAAGAGUACUGCGCCAUAGCGACCAGUCAGUACAUCGAUAUCGUGCGUUGGGGCACUACCGAGCCCCACUACGAAAUGUCCUUGCGCGGACACACUCGCACGGUGACCGACAUCGACUGGCACGGCAAGGAUCCCAAUCUGCUGGUCAGCUGCUCCAUAGACACCUUCUCGCACAUCUGGGACUUGAGGGAACCCAGAAAGCCGGCAUUGUCCCUGAAUGCCGUCUGCAUGUCUGGUGCCACCCAAGUGGGCUUCAACCGCGUUUCGGGCAACCUUUUGGCCGCCGCCCACGAUGGAGAUCUACGGAUCUGGGACAUCCGCAAGGGAAGCUGCCCCACACACUAUAUCACGGCACAUUUAAAUAGAGUGCACGGCAUCAAUUGGAGCCACAAAAGAGAGACCUGCUUGGCCACAGCCAGUCAGGAUGGAACGGUGAAGUACUUCGAUGUGUGCAACCCUCGCAGGGCCGAGAAGAUCAUCACCACCAUGUCGCCCGUGUGGAGAGCCAGAUACACGCCCAUUGGCAACGGCCUUGUCAGCAUUGUGGUGCCUCACUUGGGUCGCGGUGAGAAUAGUUUGCUACUUUGGAGCAACAGUAAGCAGACCGAUCCAAUAUGUUCCUUUGUGGGCCACACUGAUGUCAUACUUGACUUCGCAUGGCGUCCGAACCACGAGAAUUCCUCAGAAAUAGAACUGGUUACCUGGUCCAGGGAUCGCACCCUAAGGGUUUGGAAGAUCGAUGAUAAUAUGCUGAAGCUUUGCGAACCAUCUGCAGAGGAAGAAGAAUCUCGAUUUGAGCCCGAUCUCAGUGAGUUGAGAGUGCCUACUCCUCCAGAGUUGUUGCAUCCACGUUCGAUUUUGGUUGCCGCCUCGUUGCCCAUAUCUACGGGGGACGGAGCUUGCAACACGUUGCCCAUGGCCCGCUCUCCCAGCUUUGGAGGUUACUACCGCAGGGAGGAGCCCCACAUAGCCAGAUCCCUGACGGACCAACCCACGUGUUCGCUACACCACGAGUUUUCGCUUCUCAAUACGAACAUGCCUCAUGUAGAGGUGGACACCCUCGAUGCCAUAAAGCGGUACGCCUGCUUCAAGAUUUGCGCCGGAGGACACACGGUAAUCUUGCAAGUGACAUUUGCCACUUCGUAUCCUAGCCCGCAUGCUCCACCAGACUUUCAACUUUGCCAAGGCACCACAAUAUCCAGCGAGGUGAGUGGCGUACUGCUUAAAGUACUGCGUUGCAAUGCCUUGCAGCGGGUUAAAAAGUCGCGCACCUGCCUGGAACAAUGCCUUCGUGCGCUGGUGGCAGCCAUGAAGAAAAAGGUGGCGGCCGUAGGAGGCGCCGAUCGUAGUCAGUUGCAUCUGCAAUCGCCUCGACUGGAAGGAGCCCUGUCCAGCACCCUGCACGAUGCCUGCAUUCCAUAUCCACGGACAUCGGGGGUUCACUUCAAUGCCAUUGGCAUGCUCAGCACAUUUGCCCAGCCGGUGAACAACAAAAGGCUGACCCUACGUCAGCAAACAGCUUUGACUCCGAGAACUUUCUCAUCGAUCAAUGGUAGCGGACUGUUAGGGAAUGUGAUGGCCACCGCCCAGCGGGAGGCAAAUGCCUCAUUUUAUCUCCAGGAAAGAAUGAUUUCGGGGAAACCUGGAAAACAGCGAGCUAUCCGGCAGAUGAACGGAAGUCCGGUUGUUCACAUCUACGACACAAGUAGCCUGCUCCACAUAAGUCGCAGCAUGGCCCGCGAGUUCUCUCUGGAUAAACUCAACAUUGCGGAGACGUGCCGUAAGAAUGGGGAGCUCUGUCGCCAACAUGGUCGAUUGGACCUGGUCCCCGUGUGGUUGUUGGCGGAACUGAUAGCCACACCACAAGUCCCCAAUGAAUCGCUUAACGAGCUUUUGUUCUACAAGGAUCCCUUCAAAAAAUCAUUGCUGGAAUCUCUAAUUAUGCAUUAUGCCACAUCGGGCGACAUACAGACAGCUGUCCUGCUGGCUUGCUUGUUUGACAAGUGUCCAUCGGGUGGAGGUGCUAUCAUGGAGAUGGCGGUCCGACUUCCGCCGCAGCUGAACUCUCAAAUUUCGCCCUAUCACACGGUUCUCCCGCUUGACGUCAAGUCUUCUUCGUCAUCCAACACUUGGCAGCAACUAAAGCAGCUACGCAGCAAUUCUUGGUCGGACUCCUUGGAUCUGGAAGUGAAGCAAGUCCAGUCCGAUGCUUAUGCUUGCUCUUUGAUUAGACGCGUCAAGGUGCCACUGUUUGAUCAGUUCAAGCGUGCCUACGCCGAAAUCCUAUUCGGGUGGCAGCUGCUCUCGAAGCGGGCACUUAUCCUCAAGCACACACAGAAUAUGCCACCUCCCAUACAAGGCGUGGAGUUUGUUACUGAGUGUGGGACGUGUUCAAAGCCCAAGCGGACGCCCAAGUGCGAGCCCUGCAAACGACCCGUGCUUUUCUGUGUGCUCUGCCGUUUGCCUGUAAAGGGAGCGGCCAACGCGUGUUUGGCCUGUGGUCAUGGCGGUCACAUGGAUCACAUGAUGCAGUGGUUUGAUAAACACAAAGUGUGUGCUACAUGUGGCUGCAAGUGCUUGGAGCGCACUGCGGAACUGCUGUCCCUUUUGAGCUGAUCGGGAUCUAAAGAGAUGUAUUUCCAUUUCAUCUUUAAACUGGCUAGACUUUUUUUUGGCUUUGGAUAUCAAAAUAAUAAGGUGUUUUUAGUCAAUAAGCAAACAAUUUUUGUACGAUUUGCAUACCAUUUAGAAAUAUAUGACCAUUAACUAGCUAAGCUAAAA
Molecule: messenger RNA, 3196 nt
Organism: Drosophila biarmipes
Lineage: Eukaryota; Metazoa; Arthropoda; Insecta; Diptera; Drosophilidae
Gene: Wdr59
Product: GATOR complex protein Wdr59
Exons: 6
Coding region: 125-3031 (968 amino acids)
Molecular function (GO): protein binding
Source: RefSeq, a predicted model, not a curated record